Portunus trituberculatus (swimming crab) is the source of this 1439-nucleotide messenger RNA. RefSeq names its product cleavage and polyadenylation specificity factor subunit 5-like (gene Cpsf5). The record is from RefSeq and is a predicted model, not a curated record. Gene Ontology annotation, cellular component: mRNA cleavage factor complex. The transcript is spliced from 5 exons. Bases 80 to 766 code for a protein of 228 amino acids. NCBI's taxonomy places the organism in Eukaryota, Metazoa, Arthropoda, Malacostraca, Decapoda, Portunidae. Gene Ontology annotation, molecular function: mRNA binding.
UGUUGUGGCGCCAGUGGCGGCGGUGUGGGGCGCGGGGCGGCCGGCGUGGUGUGUGUGUGUGUGUGUGUGUGUUGACAACAUGGCGGCACAGAAGCGGGGAGCUGGACCCACGGGCUGGCCAAAAAACUCCACGCCACCCUCCUACGGCGCCAAGUACAACGGAAAUCCAUCCAUGGCUCUCAACAGAACUAUCAGUUUGUACCCACUCACAAACUACACAUUUGGAACCAAGGAUGCACUGUAUGAGAGAGACCCCAGUGUGCCAGCAAGGUUCCAGCGAAUGCGUGAAGAAUUUGACAAGAUUGGAAUGAGGCGGAGUGUUGAGGCAGUGCUGCUGGUUCACGAACAUGGACUGCCACACGUCCUGCUGCUGCAACUUGGCACAACAUUCUUUAAACUGCCGGGUGGAGAGCUGGACACAGAAGAGGAUGAAGUGGAGGGCCUCAAGCGACUACUGACAGAGACCCUUGGGCGGCAGGAUGGGGUCAAGCAGGAGUGGGUCAUUGAAGAUAUAAUAGGGAACUGGUGGAGACCAAACUUUGAGCCUCCACAAUACCCUUAUAUUCCCUCACACAUCACCAAACCCAAGGAACAUAAAAAGCUCUUCUUAGUCCAACUUGGAGAAAAGGCCCUGUUUGCAGUACCAAAAAAUUAUAAGCUUGUCGCUGCACCUUUAUUUGAACUUUAUGACAAUUCACAAGGAUAUGGACCAAUUAUAUCAUCUCUACCACAAGCUCUUUGCAGAUUCAAUUUUACUUAUAUGUAAGUUCCUGUGUAGUUUAAUGAUUAUGAGUAAGGAAUUUUAAACUAAAACACUACAGUUUGAUAUUUUAACAAAAUUUGUAUAUUUUGUUUUAUUCAUGUAAUACUGUAUCUAGUUUUCAAACUGUUCUCAAAUCAAGAAGGAAUACUAGCUUCUGUAUUCUUUUUUGAUAUCAUAGUGUUCACAAAUAUCACUUUGUUUCUACAGAUACUAUUUGCAUCUCUUCUGUUUGAACCUUGUUACUUUUUUUUUUUUUUUUUAAUUAUGAAGAAAACCAUAAAUAUCUGAGAAAUAGUAUUUUUUGUUGUAAUGUGAGGUGUUUCCAUGGAGGCUUGAGUGUGAGGUGACUGAAGCACUGUCAGCUCUGCCAUCUCUACCUGACAACCUGACUCAAUACAAAAAGUACACACGAGUGAGGCACUUGGUACUGCAUGGGACUUCUCACAAGUGUGGCAGCACAAUGGAGACUGAACUUGGCAUUACAUGUGUUGCUCAGCCUAGUUUGACAGCCACUAUGCUGAUGGUACAAAAUAUUUUGUAAUUAUUCUUAGACUUUCUUCAAUGUAAUGUCAUCAAGAAAAAAAUUUACUAGUGACUAGAGUGGUGGAUUUAAUGUAUGUGAUUUUCAUUCCAUGUGAAGUGUCAAUUAAGACCAAUUAAAUUAUACGUUUGUCAA